ACAAAUAAAGCUCACUUACCGGGAAAAAACAAUUAGUACCGAGUUGCGAGAUUUUUUAUACAAUAUGUGUAAUCAUCAUUAUACUGACUUAUAUCGAAUUAAUUACGGGAGGGGGGGGGGAAAGGUUCGUAACAAUAUUGCGCUGAUACGCGAUAUUGUGAAAUACUUCCGAUUAGUAUUACGCGAAUCAUACAAAGGUUGAGUGUGCGCGCGUACGAGUGUCGUGACUAUACGAGCGAAAGAGAGAUAAUUCAUAAUACUUUUUUGAGUAAAUACGGUGUAUAAGAGUAGAAGUCGUUCGAACCUCUCCUCCUUUCGUAACGCACUGCUAUUGCGGGUGUCUUUGAUAUAUCUGAAAGUGAAUUAAUAACAGUUCUCUAUUGUAAGGAAUAACUACUUACUGUGGAAAAUACUUACCUAUUACUGAGAACAAUCGAUACUCAUUCCGGAUUAGAUCCUGGUGGAGCGAGUAGCCGAGGCCGAGACGUCGGUACCUGUAACAAAGGAAGGAAAGAUUAUCAAUCAGAGGAAUUCUUCUUGGCGGUGAAAUCAAGAAUUUAUAACAGAAUACAAAAACCAUGAAGAAACGAGCAAGAAAAUUUUGUCUACAAGUUCUAACUGGACUCGAAAAGGUGGUAUCAGAGAAUAAUAUUGAUAGCUUAAAAAAACUAAGCAAUUUAAUUGACAAUAUAAGUAAUGUAGAAGAUCAAAUAACUUUGAGAAAUUAUUAUGAUAAUGCCAGCAACCCUGUUAGAAGCACUAAUUUAGUUAUCUUAGCUUGUAAACAUAAUAAAGUAAAAAUUUUAGAGUAUCUAUUUGAUAGUGAUAGUAGAAUUCUAAAUAAUCUGUCUGUUGUUAUUGGAAGAAACACUAUAUUACCAUAUGAUGAAGAUGAAACACGUCAUAAUGCGUUUUAUUAUGCUAUACGUUCAUGUGAUGUCGAGCUUCUUGAUACACUCAUUAGUAAAUGGCCAGUUAAUUAUUUUGCUGUUAAUUUAGGAGAAUUGGAUGAAAUCCUUUCAAGAACUUAUGAAGAAUUAAAGUUAAAAGAUGUACCAUUGUCAGACGAAAUGGAAAUUUUUGUUCAUAAUAAGUUAGUAAACCUCCGUUUCUUCCCUAAUACUUUUCGACAAGAUCAGAAAGUGAAGAAUUGUCUUACUAAUAUCAGAGAACGGAUUGAAUUAACACUUCAAAACAUUAAUAUGCUAAAGACAGAUUACUCAAACACAAAAAAAAUAGAUAAGAGGUUUUUAUUUGUAGCAAAAUUUAUCGCAAUAAAUAUUCAUAUAUUAAAGCGGCAGUUGAAAUCAACCUAUGAUAGAUUACCUUGGGAAGAAAUGGAGUUUUGUUUAGUCAGUUUUGUUUCUUCUCACACAAAACGAGAAGAAAUUAAUCUAUUUUAUAACGCUACAUUGAAUAAAAACAAAAUAUUAAAUCACUUAGAAAACUUUGCAGAAAAACUUAAAAAUGAAAAAGAAAGUGUGAACAUUAAUAAACUACCAAAUUUAAAACGCGAGAAAGUUGUUGCAAAGAUUAUUAACAGUUGUUUUCAAUUUAAAGAAUUGUAUAACGAUUAUCAACAAAUUAGAGAUAUCCAUUCUUUAAUGAAAAUAAGUGAUUGUAUAAAGUUGGCGUUAUCAGCUGAUCCUAAAGAAAAGGAAGAACAGUUAAUUAUUAUAAGGGUUUUACAGGUUAUCGGCGAGCAUUUGAAAAACACUUUAGAAUCCCCCAAGUUAUCUAAUACUACAAGUGAGUUUCUGCUAUUAUCAUUACCGAAAAAUACAAGAAAAAUAAUUAUAGAUUUACGUAAUUCACUAUCGCAUGCUCAUUCACUCUCCAAGAGAACAGAAAUUGAGGAAAAUACAGAUGUUGGUUUUUUUGCUGGUCUUCUAAAUGAUAUUAAAAAAAUCGAUAUUGUAAUUACUGAUAUUCUUUAUAGUAAAAAAAUUCAAACGGUUAGAAUGCUUCUAAAAAGAAUUGCUGAUAGUGAAAACUUAAGUGAUAUAAAAGAAACUGAUAAAAUAUUAAGUAAUGUUAAAUUGGAUGAAAUAAUAUCGGCAGAUUUAAAAAUGAUGGAAUACAAGAAACUUGAAAAACUCAUUAAAGAAUUAAGCGAUAACAUAACUGACAAGACGGAUCAUGAAAAGAAAUUAUUUAAUGAAAUUAAUAAAAUAAUCAAUUGUGGAACUCAAUUAGAGAAUAUUAAAACUGAUUAUAUUAGAGGAUUUAGAUUAUUAGGCGCAAUUAGCUUCUGCCAUGACAUUAGAGGAAUAAAAUGUUUUGCUAAUACAACAUUAAAGAAUAUGACUCUAAAAAUAAAGCCUAAUAGCUUUAAAGAAAUUGCUAAGUUGUUCACAGAAAUUUAUCGUAGUAUUGAGCCAAGAAUUCGAUAUGACAAUCUGGAUAAAUUAAUUUACGAAAUUUUUUUUUAUAUUUCUGAAUUUGGAACAAUUGACAUCAAAUGGAUUGAGAAAUUAAGAGAAAUGUUGAAUGAAAAAGGUUCGUGUAUUCCUACACAUAAACAAUGGAAUACUUACAAUGUAACGGAAGAAACAUAUAACAAUAACCUGCUUGCAUCAAAGAUAUCUGAACUGAAAAAUAUUUUAGGCAAAAACGCAUUAAGUGGUCAAGUUAUUGAAAAAUUACUUUUCUAUAAAAAGGAUAAAAAAUUGCAAACAAUAGUAGAAAUGCUUGUUCUGGAUAUAAUGUCAAUUUUAGGUAGCUUUAAACAUUACUUGGAAAAUAAUCUAUUUUUUUUAGAUGAUAACACUCCUAUAUUAAUUGGAAAAUGUUUACGUAAUCAUUUAGCACAUGAUAAUGCUCUAGUUAACGUACUGUUAUUUGAUCCUUCAAUAGAAGUUGUUUUGAACGCUAAAAAACUUACUGAAAAAAAUAUAAUAAGAAACAAGAAAAAAAUUGGCAAGUUAGUAAGCGAUGAUUUUUGCAGGUUGAGAAAGAAGUACAAUCAAGACCUAGAUACCAUUAGUAAUCAGGAAAAAAUGAUUGCUGCUUUGGAAGAAGGAAAUUUAGAAAACUUAAAGAAUUGUCUAAAAAAUGGUGCAGAUAUUAAUGCUAGAAGUAUUAAUUCAUGGGCCACGUUACAUUUUGCUGCUAAAGGAUCCAGUCCUGAAGUUAUAAAAUUUAUUCUUGAUCAAAAUUUAAGCGUUGAUGUGAAAGAUAUUAAUGGUCAAAGCCCAUUGCAUAUUGCUGCUGCGCACGGAAGAAAAAAUAUUGUAGAAUUUUUUAUAAAAGCAGGUUUACAUGUUGAUGAUUUAGAUAAUAGUCUCAAAACGCCACUACAUGUCGCUGCUCAAAAUGGUCACAAGGAUACUGUUGUAGUUUUAUUAAAAAAUAAAGCUAAUACUAUUGCCAAAGAUGAAACUGGUCUUUCACCUUUAUACCAUGCAAUAAUGAAUAAUCAUAUCGCUGUAGCUAAGAUUUUAUUUAAAAAAUAUGUAAACGUUGAUAUUAAUGAAAAUAUAGAUGGCUUUACUCCGUUGCACGUAGCUGCAAAGGGAGGUCAUUUAGAGUUAGUUAAUUUCUUGCUUCAAAAUAAGGCAGAUGUAAACGCUAGAAAUGAUAUGUAUUCUACACCGUUACAUGGAGCAGCAAGCAACUGUUUGGAAGUAGUAAGUGCCUUAAUCCUAAACGGAGCUAAUGUUAACGCUAGAAGCAUAAGUGGUAUUACACCAUUACACUGUGCAGUAGAUUACGGUCAUGAGAAGAUAGUUAAUAUUCUAUUGGAGCAUGGAGCUAAUGUUAAUGCUGUUGACAUCGAUAAUGAGACACCUUUGAUCUUGGCAGCAAUAUAUGGACACGAGGAAAUAGUUAAAACUCUACUGAAAAGUAAAGCCAACGCUAAUAUUGCCAAUGUUGCAAGUAUGACUCCAUUGCAUUUUGCUGCCCAGAAUGGUCAUCUAGGAAUAGUUGUUGCUCUACUUAAACAUAUUUUUGAUAUUUGUGCUAAAGAUCGAAAUAACAUUACACCAUUAUAUUGUACAGCAAAAAGUAGUCAUAAGGAAAUUUCUGAACUUUUAAUAGAAAAAGAAGCAAAAAUUAAUGCCAAAACUAAUAAUAAUGUAACACCACUAUGUACAGCUGCUCUGAAAGGCCACAAAAACGUUAUUCAUCUUCUAAUAGACAAAGAAACUGAGGUUAAUGUAAAAAAUAAUGACGGUUGUACACCGUUGCAUCUAGCUGCUCUGAACGACCACAAAGACAUUGUUAAGCUUCUAAUAGAAAGUAAAAAAACUGAGGUUGAUGCAAUAACUGAUGACGGUAUUACACCAUUGCAUAUGGCUGUUGUAAAAGGCCACAAAGACAUUGUUGAUCUUCUAAUAAAAAGUAAAAAAGCUGAGGUUGAUGCAAAAACUUAUAACGGUAAUACACUGUUACAUCUAGCUGCUACGAAAGGUCACAAAGACAUUGUUGAUCUUCUAAUAGAAAAUCAAGCUAAGGUUAAUGCAACAGCUAAAGACGAUAGUACACCGUUGCAUCUAGCUGCUCUAGAAGGUCACAAAGGCAUUGUUGAUCUUCUAAUAAAAAAUAAAGCUAAGGUUGAUGCAAAAACUAAUAACGGUAAUACACCGUUGCAUCUAGCUGCUUUUAACGGCCACAAAGAUAUUGUUGAUCUUCUAAUAAAAAAUCAAGCAAAGGUUAAUACAACAGCUAAAGACAAUUUUACACCGUUACAUACAGCCGUGACAGCAGGUCAUAAAGAAAUCGUUGAGAUUCUGGCAGCAAAUGGAGCCAAUGUUAAUAUCAGAACUAAUAACAACAUGACACCAUUGCUUUCUGCUAUAAAAUAUAAUCACAAAGAAAUCGUUAAAGUUCUUAUAUCAAAUGGAGUUAAAGUUAAUGAAGAAGGCAUUAAACUUUUGUCAUCAGCAGUUCUUGCUGCAAACACAGAUAUUAUAGAAAUUUUACUAGACAAAGUCGAUGUUGAUGUAAAAGAUUCUAAAAAUGUUGCACCAUUACACUUGGCUGCUAUUAAAGGUCAUAAGAAUGUAGUAAAAGUUCUGUUAAAAAAAGGAGCUACACUUGAUGCUAUAACUGUUGAUAAUCUAACACCAUUAUGUUUUGCAGCACAGGAGGGGUAUGAAGAAAUUGUUGAGAUUUUAAUAGCACAUGGAGCUAACUUUAAUUUUAAAUCUUACAAAAAUCUUACACCAUUACAUAUAGCUGCAACCCAUGGUCAUGGUAAUGUUGUAAAAGUUUUACUUGAUAAUAAAGCAAAUAUUAAUGUUAAGGAUAAUAAGAAUAGAACUCCUCUAGAAUUAGCAGUGGCACAUGGUCAUUUAGAAGUGGUUAAAAUGUUACUACUGCAGGACUACGAAAAAAUAGAUAUAAAUGCUAAAAGUAACGAUGAUUGGACGAUAUUGCAUAUUGCUUCACAAAGAAAUAACUUAGAGAUGGUAAAAUAUCUAGUAGAUGAUAUAGGAUUUAAUGUUAAUGCUAUAAAUGCCUUUGGUUCAAAACCUAUACACAUUGCAGCGAGAGAAGGUUGUAAAGAUACUGUAGAGUUUUUCCUUAGUAAGGGAUUAAGUAUUAAUGAACUUGAUGCAGCUAAUAAGACAUUACUACACUAUGCUGUAGAAAAUGGUCAAUUAAAAGUUGCAAAGUAUUUGAUAACACAAGGCGCUGACGUUAAUGCUAAAGAUCAUAAUGGCUUAACUCCUAUGCAUAUUGCUGCUAAUUUUAGUUAUAAAGACGUUAUUGAAGUUUUAUUAAAAAAUGGAGCAGUUUAUAACGCUGUUGACCAUACUUGUAAAAAACCACUAAAAAUGUCUAAUGACGAAAACGUUAUCAAUUUAUUAGAAUCAACUGAGAAAUUGUUCGAGGCUGUAAAACGUAAUGGCUCUUCAGAUGUUGAGAAUUACAUUAAAGCAGGGGCGGUCGUUAACGCCAAAAAUGUUAAUGGAACAUCAUUACAUUAUGUUGCGUGGAAAGGCUAUGACAGUAUUGUCAAUACUCUAUUACAAAAUAAAGCUGAUCCUAAUGCAGUUGGUAAGAAGGGAUAUACUCCUCUACAUUAUGCUGCUAAGUUCUCUCACUUGAAAAUUGUGAAGCUCCUAUUAUCUAAUGGUGCAGUAUAUAAUGCAGUUUCUGAUGAUGGUAAAACACCAUCAGAUUUUACUGUAGAUAAAAGUAUUACUAGCUUAUUUAUACUACUGAGUGACUUAUUUGAAAAUAUUAAAAAUGAUAAUUCUCAAGUUAUUAAUGAUCUUAACAAGAUAAAGAAAAUUAAUACAGUAAAAGCAAUAAUGAAUGCUUGUGAUAGAGAAAACAAAACGCUAAUAGUUGCUGCAGUGCAUAAUAACUUUUCAGAAGUCGAACAGUUGAAAGAGGUAUCACAAGAUGGUGUGUCCGCUCAGAUUAAUGUAGGUUUAAUGUUUUAUAAUCGAGGCGAUUAUUGUAGGGCUUUAUGUAUUUUCGAAAGCGUAUUUGAAAAAAGAAAAGAAAUUCUAGGAUCAGAUAAUCCUGGCACUUUAGAUAUUCAGACAUACAUAGGUAAUGUAUUAUACGCACAAGGGGCUUACCAAGAAGCUUUAAAUACAUUUGAAGAAAUUUUCCAGAAACAGAAAGAAAUACUGGGUUUAAAUAACAAGAAUACUUUAAGUACAAGAAGUACAAUUGCUUUAGUGCUGUAUGAGCUGGGAAGGAAUAAAGAAGCUUUUAAUAUUUGUCAAGAAAUUUGUCCAAAGCAAGAAGAAAUAUUAGGUCCAAAUCAUUUAGAUACUUUAGAUAGUCAAUUUCGCAUGGCAUUAGUAUUAGAUGCACAAAAAAAAUACGAAGAAGCGUUAAAUAUCUAUAGAACAGUUUUUGAAAAAAGUAAAACAAUAUUAAGUGCAGAUGACCCAACAGUUUUGUGUAUUCAAGAAAAUAUGGCGGUGGUACUGGCUAACCAGGGUGAACUUGAAAAGGCAUUGACAAUUUAUAAAGAUGUUUACGAGAGGAAGAAAGCAGUUUUAGGUAUUAAUCACUGUAGAACUUUGACAACGUUACAUGACAUUGGUCUAAUAUUCGACAAGCAAAAAGAUUAUUAUAAAGCCCUGACGACUUUUCAAAAGGUUUUAGAUGAUAGAAAAAAAGUUUUGGGAAAAAAUCACCGUGAAACCUUGAAUACUCAAUACUGUAUUGCAAAUGUACUUCUUGCUAAAUUUAAAUUAUUUGAUGCACUUAGAGCCUAUACAGAAUGUUUGGAUCAAAUGAAAGAUAUUUUUGGACCAAGUCAUCCCACUGUUUUGGAUAUUUUGAACAAGAUAGAAUAUAUUAAUUAUAUAUUUAAGUUUACAGGCUACGAACGGCGAGAUAUUCUACUGUAUCUGCAGAAAGACAUUUACAUUGCUGCUAGUAAUGGUGAUAUACAAACUGUUCAGCGCCUAUUAAAAGAUGGAGCUGAUGCCAAUGAUAAAGACAUUGAUGGAAGAACACCGUUACACUACGCUGUUAGCAAUGAACAGGCAAGUGUUGUGAACAUCUUACUAAAAAACAGAGCUGAUGUUACUCAAGUUACUAAUAAAGGUAAUACACCAUUACACACUGCGACUUCUAAAGGUUACAAAGAAAUUGUUGAAGUUUUAUUAAAACAUGUAAGUCAUGAUAAAUUAAACAAUUUCAUCAAUGCUAAAACCGCUGCUAGUGGUGCUACAUCGCUCCAUGUUGCAGCCAAGAAUGGUUUUUUGGAUGUCACCAAGUCUUUAUUGAAGCGAGGUGCAAUUUAUAAUAUUAAAAAUAAUGAAGGUAAAACACCUCUUGAUCUUUCUAAAGACCAAAAUGUUAAUGACUUACUGAAACUAGUUGAAGAAUUGUUUAAAGAUGCAAAAAAUGGUAAUCUUGAAAUAAUCAGCAAAUUAAAAGCGAUAAAAUCUGAUGACUAUGUAGUUGCAACAAAUGUUCGUAAUAAUCAAGGAUAUACGUUAUUGCAAGUUGCUAUAGCUAAUAGACACAAAAAUGUUGCAAAUAAAUUAUUAAAAAUGCUAAAAAAGUUAAAUAAAUAUUAAUAAUUUGUCGAUGAUAGAGAGAGGAAUUAAAAGCUUAGAACUUUAAUUAAUGCUGUUAAAUUAUUUAUAUGUAACUUAAGUUAAUUAUUUUAAUGAAAUUGAGCAUCGGUGGUUUGUUAUCAAAAAUAGAGUUAGAUGAAAUAUCUCUGUCUUAUCGUCAUGCAGUUGAUUCUGUUUUCCUUUAAUUGUUUUGACUAUCAUGAGAAAUACUAUACUCAUCACUGCAGUUUAUACUUUAGUUGCAUUAAGCCCUAAGUUAUGUAAAAAUUCUAUUAUAUAAGAACUAGUGAAGGUUGAAAUACGUUUAAGAAACUAAAAAUUUUUAUGGUAAUAUUUUUCCUAUUAAUACUUAUAAAACCUAU
Molecule: messenger RNA, 8365 nt
Organism: Temnothorax curvispinosus
Lineage: Eukaryota; Metazoa; Arthropoda; Insecta; Hymenoptera; Formicidae
Product: serine/threonine-protein phosphatase 6 regulatory ankyrin repeat subunit B-like
Exons: 2
Coding region: 579-8003 (2474 amino acids)
Molecular function (GO): protein binding
Source: RefSeq, a predicted model, not a curated record